AUGACGCGCGCCCAACAAACGCUCUCUAUAGGCCUCUUGGUCGCUUCCCUCUACACAGUCUGCUUCCUAGGCCUCCUGCCCUUCCCCGCGAAAAUCCAGGAAGAGGUUGUUCCUUACCUCCCCUUCUGGGCCCUCAUCUCCUUCGGCGCAUUCCUCCUGUUCAAACUCGGCUGGGGCGUGCUGACGUUUAACGAUUGUCCCGAGGCGCAUGAGGAGUUGACGCAGCAGAUUGAGCAGGCGCGGAAGGAGUUGAAGAUGAAGGGGGUUUCGGUGGAUUAG
Zasmidium cellare ATCC 36951 is the source of this 279-nucleotide messenger RNA. RefSeq lists its product as uncharacterized. Gene Ontology annotation, cellular component: endoplasmic reticulum membrane; dolichol-phosphate-mannose synthase complex. The transcript is spliced from 3 exons. Gene Ontology annotation, biological process: GPI anchor biosynthetic process. Bases 1 to 279 code for a protein of 92 amino acids. NCBI's taxonomy places the organism in Eukaryota, Fungi, Ascomycota, Dothideomycetes, Mycosphaerellales, Mycosphaerellaceae. The record is from RefSeq and is a predicted model, not a curated record.